AUUUGGUUGGUAAAGAUAAAUUAUUAUUGAUGCGGACUCUUACCAUUAAUACGUUCCUACACAGCUUCCUUAGGAGUAUAUCUUAUAUCAUUAUUUUAGAUCACGACUUCGAUUGUGAACUGGAAGUGGUACGUGAGCUCUUGGUUGGAUGUCUGCAAAGCAAGGACUGGUUGGAGGCUCUAGUAUAUUCUGCUAUCUAUCUGAAGUGGAUAAACACAGGGCAAAUUCCUUGCUUUGAAGAUGGGGGUCAUCACCGGCCUAAUAGACAUGCUGAGAUAUCCAGGCAUAUAUUUCGUGAACUGGAAAGGAUUUCAUGUAGGAAAGAUACAUCACCUCAGGAGGUGAUUGUUAUUCGCAAGAUUCAUCCAUGUUUACCAUCUUUUAAGGCGGAAUUUACAGCUUCAGUCCCACUUACUCGAAUUAGAGACAUUGCUCAUCGGGGUGAUAUCCCUCAUGACCUUAAGCAAGAAAUCAAGCAUACAAUUCAGAACAAGCUUCACCGAAAUGCUGGCCCAGAAGAUUUAGUUGCUACAGAAGCAAUGCUUGCAAGAAUAACUAAGAGCCCUGGAGAAUAUAGUGAAGCAUUUGUUGAGCAAUUCAAGAUAUUCCAUCAAGAACUCAAAGAUUUCUUCAAUGCUGGAAGCCUUGCUGAGCAGCUUGAGUCAAUCAGAGAUUCUUUAGAUGAUCUGGGGAUUUCAGCUCUUAUGAUGUUUCUGGAGUGUAAAAAGAAUUUGGACGCUGCAGAGGAAUUAAGUGGCAUUUUGAAACUAAUGAAAACCAUGCAAUCUUUGAGUGCAUUGAGAGAAAUAAUUGUAAAGGGCCUUGAAAGUGGUCUUAGGAAUGAUGCUCCUGAUGCUGCAAUAGCAAUGCGUCAAAAGUGGCGGCUUUGUGAGAUUGGUCUUGAGGACUAUUCAUUUGUCCUUUUAAGCAGAUUGCUCAAUGCACUUGAAGAUAUGGGAGGAGCAAAUUGGCUUGCAGAUAAUGUGGAAUCAAAAAAUAUAAGUUCAUGGAAUGAUCCACUUGGUGCCCUUGUUGUUGGUCUUCGUCAGCUUGGUUUAUCGGGUUGGAAGCUGGAAGAAUGCACUGCUAUUGGAAAUGAAUUAAUUUCUUGGCAAGAGAAAGGUCUUUUUGAGAAGGAAGGGAGUGAAGAUGGCAAAACAAUAUGGGCAUUAAGGCUCAAAGCUACCCUUGAUAGAGCGAGGAGGCUAACUGAAGAAUAUUCUGAAGCACUCCUUCAGAUUUUCCCUCAAAAAGUUCAGAUACUUGGAAAUGCUCUUGGAAUACCAGAAAACAGUGUAAGGACAUAUACUGAAGCUGAGAUCCGUGCAGGAGUAAUUUUCCAGGUUUCAAAACUCUGUACCCUUCUUCUGAAAGCUGUUCGUACCACACUUGGUAGUCAGGGUUGGGAUAUUCUUGUUCCAGGAUUUGCUUGUGGAACAUUGGCUCAGGUUGAGAACAUUGCCCCUGGAUUGCUGCCGUCAUCUGUUGAGGGACCUGUUAUUCUUGUAGUUAAGAAAGCUGAUGGGGAUGAGGAGGUAAUGGCUGCUGGGACUAACAUAAAAGGAAUAGUGCUUCUGCAGGAGCUGCCUCACUUAUCACAUCUUGGUGUUAGGGCCCGGCAAGAGAAGGUUGUGUUUGUGACAUGUGAAGAUGAUGAUGUAGUUUCUGACAUACAAAAGCUUUCAGGAAAAUAUGUGAGAUUGGAAGCUUCUUCAAGUGGUGUCAAUAUGAGUCAAUCACGAACACAUGAUUUUGAUGGUGAUCUUGGAAGAAAUAUUUUGAAUAAUAGUUCAGCUGUUGUUGAAGCAACUGAACCCCAUGACAAAUUGUACUCUGCUGUUAAGGCAUCUUACUCUAUUCAGGGUAGUUCUGCUGGAGGAGUUAUACCGCUGGCUGAUGCUGAUGCAUUAACUUCAGGUGCAAAGGCUGCAGCUUGUGGUCGUCUAGCUUCAUUGUCAGCAGUUUCUGAUGAGGUUUACGGUGAUGAAGGGGUACCAGCUUCAUUUCGUGUCCCUGCUGGAGUGGUUAUACCCUUUGGUUCCAUGGAAUUGGCCUUAGAACAGAGCAAAUCAACAGAAAAAUUCACAUCUUUACUAGAGCUGAUAGAAACUGCUGGGCUGGAUGAUGGCAAACUGGACAAACUGUGUUAUGAAAUCCAGGAACUGAUUUCUUCCUUACAGCUCCCAAAAGAUGUUAUUGAUAGCAUAAGCAGAAUAUUUCCUGAAAGUUCAUGCUUAUUUGUUCGUUCAAGUGCCAAUGUGGAGGACUUGGCUGGAAUGUCAGCUGCUGGGCUCUAUGAAUCAAUCCCGAAUGUUAGCCCCUCUAAUCCAAUAGUGUUUUCAAAUGCUGUUAGCCGAGUAUGGGCUUCACUCUAUACUCGGAGAGCAGUCCUUAGCCGUAGAGCUGCUGGUGUGUCUCAAAGGGAUGCUGGAAUGGCUGUUUUGGUCCAAGAAAUGCUUUCCCCAGAUCUUUCUUUUGUGCUUCACACACUAAGCCCAACAGACCAUGAUCAUAAAUACAUGGAGGCUGAGAUUGCUCCAGGACUUGGCGAAACCCUCGCAUCAGGAACCAGGGGCACUCCUUGGCGUCUCUCUUGUGGGAAGUUUGAUGGGCAUGUACGGACACUGGCAUUUGCAAAUUUCAGCAAGAUGCUGGUAACUGGUGCAGCGCCUGCUGAUGGUGAAGUUAUUCAUUUGACAGUAGACUACAGCAAAAAGCCAUUGACAGUUGACCCAAUAUUUCGUUGCUGGCUUGGUCAACGCCUCUGUAUUGUCGGCUCCUUCCUGGAGAGAAAGUUUGGCUGCCCGCAAGAUGUUGAAGGAUGCGUUGUGGGUAAAGAUAUUUUUAUAGUUCAGACACGUCCACAACCCCAUUAAGAGAUUCCUAAAUAAGUUGAUGCUUCAUGAAACUUAUUCUACAUAGAAACCACACUUGUGGUCUUCUGCCAAUGGAAACAUCAUGGUAGACAAAUCUUUUUGACCAUGUGCAUGAUCAAUACCCAAAAGAAGCCGUAUUCUUGCACCUAUAGUGGAAGGAGAGCCAAUGGUUUAUUCUAUAGUUCGUAAACCAUACUGCAUGUUAAAAUGAUUGAUGUACUGCGACAAGCAGUAAGUUGGCAUUUGUUGUUUAUUUUAUUAUGUCUUAAAACUUAUCUGGAAAGUACUGAUAUUUAGUGGUUGUGCUGGAAAGGACAUUUGUGUUGAUGAUUACCACACCUACUUUACAGUUUAUUUCAGGCCUGUUUUUUAACAGAACGGAUAUAGGUAUAUCUGAUCGGUGCAUUUGCAUGUGAAAUUUACUUGCCGUUUCUAUUUCGUUCUUUUAUCACUUUAACAAAAGCAUUAUUAUUAU
Messenger RNA from Rubroshorea leprosula, 3351 nucleotides. The record is from the annotation of a GenBank genome assembly. Lineage: Eukaryota; Viridiplantae; Streptophyta; Magnoliopsida; Malvales; Dipterocarpaceae.